ACUACGUGUGCUAAUCUGGUCGGUGAGAUUAAAGGUUCCUUCCAGGGAACACUGAUGUGGUUCGGCGUUCCAGUGUUCAAGUGGGCCUGAUAAUACUGUAAAUCACAAAAAUGAUUUGGUUUGAGGGAGCGAUUCCCGCUGCCAUCGUCUCAGCCAAACAGCAAAACGCCAUCUUCGUCGUCGUUAUUACAGGGGACGAUGCACAGUCUGCGCAGAUGCUGUCUUGUUGGGAAGAUGAUAGUGUCGCCGAGGCCACCAAUAACAGCUGUGUCGCGAUAAAAAUAGACGCCAACAGUGAAACCUGUGUGCAGUUUUCUCAGAUCUACCCUGUGGUGUGUAUCCCAACAAGUUUCUUUAUUGGAGAAAAUGGGAUUCCCCUUGAGGUGAUAGCAGGCAGUAUGUCUGCUGAGGAGCUUGUAAAGCGGAUCGCUAAGGUCAAACAGAUGCACCGGCAACAGAUGGGGAUUCCAGAUGGGGGUCCAGACGGCGAUAUGACAGGGGCACAGACAGACACGUCGUCCGCACCCUCAGGCACCCCAGAACCAGCCACGCAGCAGCCCUGCCCCCCUCAGAAUGGCCCACCAGGCUUCACGCUACCGCCCAGCCUGGCCAAUCAGAGCGCUUCAGCUUCGACCACGCCCAGCGAAUCCCUGCCUGGGCCAGUGGAGGAGGGCAGAGAGGAAGGUCAUGUGACUCCCGCUGAGGAUAGGAGUACGUCAUCAGACGAAGCGUCCCUGAACUCUGGAACGGAUGAGGACCUCAGUGUGAAGGUGGAGAGGUUGACCAAGAAACUUGAAGAUCGACGGGAGCAAAAGAAAAAAGAAGAGGGCGAGAAGGAGCUGCAGAAGGAGCAGGAGCGCAGGAAAUUGGGCAAGGAGAUGCUGGACUUCAAGCGCAAGCAGGAGGAGGACAAGACCAAGCGGCUGCUGGAGGAGAGGAACCGGGAGAAGGCGGAGGAGAAGGCGGCCAGGGACCGCGUCAGGCAGCAGAUCGCCUUGGACCGCGCCGACCGCGCAGCGCGCUACGCCAGGAACCAGGAGGAGGUAGAGGCGGCCCGAUUGGCUGCGCUGGAGGCCCGGCAGGCGGAGCAAGAAGCCAGAAAGGAGGCUUUGCAGCAGGAGAGAAGCUCAACGACAAGAAUACAGUUCCGUCUCCCCGAUGGCUCAUCCUUCACUAACCAGUUCCCCUCCGAAGCCAAGCUUCAGGAGGCUCAGGAGUUUGCAGCGCAGGAAGUGGGGAACCGGUAUGGCCACUUCCUGCUGGCGACUAUGUUCCCUAGGAGGGAGUUCACCGGGGAGGACCUGGGCAGAACCCUGCUGGAGCUGGAGCUCGUUCCCAGCGCUUCCGUAGUCCUGCUGCCUCAAACAGGGCGUCCGACAAACACGGUGGUGCAGUCCUCUGGAGGGGGAGGCUUCUGGGCGCUCCUGGGGACGAUCUUCUGCCCCCUACUGACUGUGUGGAGAUUUAUCAGCAGUUUCAUCUUCGGCAGUCCCCCGCCUCCUGGCACGUCUCCCAGGGCUCCGCCCCAGGGCCCUGGUCCCGCCUCUGCCUCAUCCAGCGAACCAAAGAGAGAAUCGAUUCGCAGGCGAGCUGUGGAAAAACGAGCGGAGGACUUUCAGAGAGACGGUAGGAUCCACAGGCUAAGGACGCAGGAAGACAGCGAGGACGACAACAACACCUGGAACGGCAACUCCACCCAGCAGAUGUAGCUCGCCGACGCGCAAUAAUGUUGGUUUUUCUUCGUCACACUCGGUUUGAGCAAUAUUGAGCAUCAUGUCCAUUUAUUUUCUCGUUUCCUUCCCCGCCCCGCAUGGGAAAGUUUUUUUCCUCUGGCUUGAGCAGCAUUUCUGUCUUGUCACCUUUUGACGUUAACAGAUUCUUCCUCCUUUGUAGAACACUACGGUUGCGUCGGAAUCAUAGGACAGUGCGCGCUAUAUGCAAAGACAAAAGCAACGCGUCCUUUUUUUUUCCUGUCCUAAGGAUUGGGCCUGCGUGACUCUUAGCGAAAAGAACGCCGUCGGACGAAAGCCCGAUCAGUUGCGGCGUUUGGUUUGUAUCGAGAGUUUUGUCCACAAACGCGUGUGGGCUGCAGUGGCAGCCGAAUGUACUGACUUCUGUUUAUUGAUGGGAGUGCUUUGCUGCUCUCGUUUGAUAUUAGGAAUAAAAAAGAGUUUUGCAACUUUU
Anguilla rostrata (American eel) is the source of this 2184-nucleotide messenger RNA. RefSeq names its product UBX domain-containing protein 4-like. The transcript is spliced from 13 exons. Gene Ontology annotation, cellular component: endoplasmic reticulum. The record is from RefSeq and is a predicted model, not a curated record. Bases 111 to 1709 code for a protein of 532 amino acids. Gene Ontology annotation, molecular function: protein binding. Lineage: Eukaryota; Metazoa; Chordata; Actinopteri; Anguilliformes; Anguillidae.